CUCUUCACCACAAACCUACGAAUCCGGAGGGAUUGUUCUGCUCAACCAGGCUGGCCCUCUGCUGAGGUUUCCGUCCUGGGACAAGAGAAGAUUGUGAACUUGUAAAGUUUUGCAGCUUUUCAGCCUCGAAGUUGAAGUGGAACUCAAAGCCUACUGCUGUCUCAUGCCAUAGGAAUGAGGAUGAUGAUGUGGCGAUGAAGGAGAAAUGUUCACAACCACGGACAGAUGUGUGUGAAUUUUAAACAGCUGGAAAAACUUUUGUAAAGGCCCUGGGAGGAGAGAUGAAGCUGAAAGUGAAGCGGCUCUACAUUGUGGUCUUUCUGUCUCUCCUCACCCUGUCAGCAAUGAUGAUAAACACAUAUUCACCUUUGCCCUGUGAGCAGAAAUGUUUGCUAUCACAAGGGCCUCACCCUAACCAACCCACUGAGACAGAAGCAAGGGACUCUAAGCAUCUACCUUCAAGCAUUCGAAGACGAUCUUGGAAGCUUUCUAAAAUAAAAGCUUCAGAAAAGCACAUACCAUUAAUUGACCAGCAACAUCGGAAAGGCAAUAAGGUACAGGAAAAUGUCCAGAUUUCAUCCAGAAGUAAUGCAAAAAGAACAUUUCUGAAGCGAAAACAAGAGUCAUAUCAAGGCAGAAACAAACCCUCCAACCAGACAUAUAUGGCCAAUACAAACGAGAGAUUGUCUAACCAACCAGGCAAUGGCAUUGACUCCAAAUAUCAUCUUCAUGUUCCAAGACAUGACCAAACCAUAUUUCAGUCUGCCAACAUGCAUUCCCUCCACACAGCCAUUAAGCCAUGCAGGCACAAAUGCACUCCAGAUGGGCCCAAACCAGAGGGGCUGAAGUGGAAAUCUAGUGUAGGGUUGUCUGUAAAACUUGAAUGGGACACAAAAGUAACCAAAACAUAUGAAAGACAAGCACAGAUCUCUGAGAAGCUUCAAUCUAUGGUUGAAAACAACCGUAUCUCUGGAGAAGGGGCUGAGGGGACAGACUUCAUGACUAACUGGUGCAAAACUUUGCAUGAUCAACAUUUCAGUAAAGUUUUAGACCAAACUAGAGCUGAAUCUUUGCCUUGGUUUAGUAAAGAUGAUGUAAAAAAGAUGAAUCUCCUUGCCAGAGGCACUGUGUUGAGUAAAGCCAGAAUUCCAGGUCAUGGCCAAGUGCUUCAAGUGGGACUCGGUGGUUGCAAUGAAAAUACUGCUUCGCCAACGGGGGACCAUUACAGACUCUGCCAAACAGGACAGUGUGCCCUGAUCAAGCGCCCCAAUGAUUGGUUUGAAGUUCUUGCGUUUCAUUUGGAUAGGGUCUUGGGUUUGAACCGCAGUCUUCCAGCAGUGCUAAGGACCUUUCAUAGUGAUCUGUUGCCAUACAAGUAUACCACUGGUUCAGGCAGACCUGUGGUGUGGUGGGACCCAGAUAUUCAACAUCUAGCUGAUGAUGAUAAUGACCAGAACUCUUUUUCCCUCAUGUGGCCCCAGUAUCAGGAUCUGCUCAAAGCUAAAUGUGGGAUGCAAAUACCUCUGAAUUCUUCAGUGUGUGUAGGUGUACACCAUUCAGAGUGGGGAAGAUUGGCUCUGUUUGACUUCCUGCUCCAGGUGAACGACAGACUGGACCGAUACUGCUGUGGGUUUCAGCCUGACCCUGCUGAUAUGUGUGUGGAGAACCUUCUCAAUGUCAAAUGUGCAAACCCUAAAGAUUUAAUGCUAGUGCAUAUUCUGGUUCGGAGGACAGAUCCCUCCAGACUAGUCUUUAUAGAUAAUGCAGGCAGGCCUCAUCACCCACAAGACAACCUCAACUUCAGACUGAUUGAGGGCAUUGAGGAGUUUCCAGAAAGAGCCAUGUCAGUGCUGCGGUCUGGCUGUCUGGAGCAGCUGCUCCUGCGCUCACUGUCUGUGGAUAAGGAGCUGUGGGAGCAUCAAGGAGGAGAAGCAGGGCUCAGAGCCAUCAUCCAAACUCUGCAGCACAGAGCUCAAAUCCUGCUGCAGCACACCCAGAACAUGAGAGUAAACAGUGAUCUGUGAAAAGACACCUGUUUAAAAGAACUUAUGCUGACUACCUGCAGGCAAGUUAAAAGUUGUCAGAUUGUGUUUUUUUUUUAUUUUAUUAAUAAUAGGUGAUAGUUACAGCUGCUGCUGCAUAGAGUGAAUAAUAAUAAUAAUAAUAAUAAUAAUAUGAAUUAUUAUUAUUAUUAUUAUUAUUAUUAUUAUUAAAUGUAUAUAGUUGUCAAACAACAGGUGCAGUGCACUUACAAGGACAUGCUUUCUAAUGCGUCUAAUAUUGAUGUUGACCAUUCUCAAGAAUAACUUGGGAAUGUUUUUGUAGUUUUUUUUUUCACCAUCCUCAAAAUUCUUUGUACAAAAUAAACUGAUAAUCUAACCUAAAAGUAAAGUUUAGUUAGUUAGUUAGUUAGGUAGUUAGUUGGUUGGUUAGUUAGUUAGUUAGUUAGUUAGUUAGUUAGUUAGUUAGUUAGUUAGUUAGUUAGUUAGUUAGUUAGUUAGUUAGUUAGUUAGGCAUCCAUGUCCUUGAAUAGAUUUAGAAAAUGUGGAACUUAAAAUUCAUACAGUACACUAUUGAGAUGUGAGACAGUUUUGCAGAAACAAAUUUGGUCUGUUGAACAUUGUUGUGUUCUCAGAAUUCUUAGAGAAAUCCCAUCAGACAGCAGAGUCCAAAGAUUUAAACACAUCAUCUGAGCUGAGCUGAUCUGAUUACUUCUGACAAUCUAAAUUGUUUACUAAUUUAAGUUACUAAUUUAAUAACCUCAGAAUAAUAACUCAAAUGACAAAAUGACAAUGUUAUGUUAUUCUUUACUGGAAGCAGUGAUCGAUAAUGCAUGACUCAUAAAAGACUAUGCUGACUGACUCAUUUCCAGGCCGAGAGAUUACAAUGAAUGCAGUGAGUUGCCCUGAAGGAUAUGAAAUGAUUUUCUGUUUUACAUUAUAUAUUCUUUAUAAACAAUAUGUGAAUACUAGCUGUACUAGUUUGUUAUACAUGAUCAGGUGAAAAAGCUAUUUGUAGCGUACUCGAGACUUUGGGACUGUACUGAGAUUAAAUCUGCUGUUCAGCUGCUACAGUAUGAACAGGAAAACUGACUGAAUGUAGCCUGCAGUAAAACUGAAGGGAUGCUGCCGGGUGGAAAGGCAUGUCUAAGAAAAGAAAAACUGUGUCAGCAUUUCUUCUGUGACAAAGAUGAUUAACUCUUUCAGUUGCCCAGCUUUACUCGGUUCAGCCAUUUGAAAAGAUAAUCUGGUGCUAAACAGCUAAACAAAUUUUCAGCGUUUUAGCUGAGGUAUGAGGAUUAGUUUCUGAUUCAGGAAAACAGGAAAUAAUUUUAUUUCUAUUCUUAUCAUAGGAAAACGGUUCCUUUUCAUAUUUAGUAACAGACUUGAAUAGUUCUGAUAUAUGAGGCUUAAUAAAGUUUCCCUUUCAUUUA
Tachysurus fulvidraco (yellow catfish) is the source of this 3433-nucleotide messenger RNA. RefSeq names its product golgi associated kinase 1A (gene gask1a). The coding region runs from base 282 to 2024 and encodes 580 amino acids. The transcript is spliced from 6 exons. NCBI's taxonomy places the organism in Eukaryota, Metazoa, Chordata, Actinopteri, Siluriformes, Bagridae. Gene Ontology annotation, cellular component: Golgi apparatus. The record is from RefSeq and is a predicted model, not a curated record.